This is a messenger RNA of Ilex paraguariensis (yerba mate), 183 nucleotides long. NCBI's taxonomy places the organism in Eukaryota, Viridiplantae, Streptophyta, Magnoliopsida, Aquifoliales, Aquifoliaceae. The record is from the annotation of a GenBank genome assembly.
AUGAGAGUUUUAAUUGACUCCUAUGAACUCUUCAAUCAGUUUGGCCAAUUGGGUUUUAAUCAUGCGACUGCAACUUCAGGCCCUCAUGAUGUUAAGGUUCAGAUGAAAGCUGUGGGCAUGUGUGGAAGUGAUGUUCAUCAUUUCAAGGUAAACUGCUUAAACUGUCAUACUUCGAGAAAUUAA